Messenger RNA from Rhopalosiphum maidis (corn leaf aphid), 690 nucleotides. RefSeq names its product general transcription factor II-I repeat domain-containing protein 2-like. The transcript has a single exon. NCBI's taxonomy places the organism in Eukaryota, Metazoa, Arthropoda, Insecta, Hemiptera, Aphididae. The record is from RefSeq and is a predicted model, not a curated record. Bases 1 to 690 code for a protein of 229 amino acids.
AUGAAAGAAUACAACGUCAGGCGACAUUACGACAAUGAGCAUAAAGCAAAAUUUGAAAACUUAACUGGUGAAUUAAGACAAAACAAAAUAAAACAUUUUUUAACAUCUCUUAGUAGCCAGCAAAAUAUUUUCAAAUCCCAAAAUACACGUAACGAAGCGUCUGUACGAGCAAGUUAUGUAGUUGCUGAAAUGUUGGCAAAAAACAAUCGCCCUUUUACUGACAUUGAGUUUUUUAAAAAGUGCAUGUUAGCUGUAACGAAUGAAGUAUGUCCAGAAAAAAUAAAACUAUUUGAAGAAAUUAGUCUUUCGACUCGAACGUAUGUGAGGCGAACUGAGGAAUUGGGAAAUAAUUUAUUUUCCCAAUUAAAAGAUAUCAUACCGUCAUUAGACUGUUUUUCGAUAGCUAUUGAUGAGAGCACAGAUAUUUCUGACACAGCUCAACUUUUAAUAUUUAUACGUGGUAUGGACAAGGAGUUUAAUAUUUAUGAAGAGUUAGCAGAUAUGUGUAGUAUAAAAGGCACUACAACAGGUGAAGAUAUAUUUAAAAAUAUAGAAAAUUCAUUCGAAAAAUUAGGGCUUUCGUUGAAGAAAUUUAUAAGUAUUACUACUGACGGAGGAAAAAAUAUGAGUGGCAUACAUAAAGGUUUUGUUGGGAGAAUUAAGACUAAAAUGAUUGAUAAAAAAUUUUAA